Trichoderma asperellum CBS 433.97 is the source of this 1501-nucleotide messenger RNA. RefSeq lists its product as uncharacterized. Gene Ontology annotation, molecular function: 2-oxoglutarate-dependent dioxygenase activity. The record is from RefSeq and is a predicted model, not a curated record. NCBI's taxonomy places the organism in Eukaryota, Fungi, Ascomycota, Sordariomycetes, Hypocreales, Hypocreaceae.
GGGAUGGCUGGGAUGAAGCUCCAUCUACCUCGUAGGCUUGUACUUUUCCAAACGCUCACCAAAAGUGAAGUGUUUGACGGUCACGUAGAUGGGAGACAACGUUGGCAACAUUUAAAAUUAUUUCCUCGGCUAACACGGGGCUUAUGUGUGUCCAUCACCCGGGCAAGACAUCGUAUUUAUUAGAGCCUCAAUACCUCAAGACACCCAAGGCCAUAGUCAACUCGUUUCCCUUAAAUGUUCCUCAUUCUCUCAUACCUCAUUCUCCCACUUUCCAUCUUCAUCCAACUAGACUACACAUCUCCUUCUCUCAUCGUACCUCUUGCUACAUCCGCUCAACGGCACUAUGGGCUCAUUCGGGACAUCUCUCCCUGGCCUUGCGGGCAAUGUCCCCGUUGCCACGCUCCCAACAAUCAAUUACCGGCUGCUGUUGAAUUGUGAUGAAGCUGAGAUGGCAAAACUCCUGUCUGUUUCGAUCCGUGAAGGCUUCUUUUAUCUCGACCUGGAAGAUGAAGACGUAUCGCAAACUACAUGCGGCUACAUUGAUCAAAUAUACAACUUCAUGCGCACAUGGUUCAACCAGGACUUGGAGAUUAAGCUGCAGGACCUGCAAUCCAAUUACACAGAUGGGUAUAAGGCGACCGGUUUCUUUGCCGGGCCCUACGAUGGCACUCGUGACGCGUACGAAAGCCUCAAGGUUUCCCACAAGGGUAUCAAGGCACCUGAAGCAUCUGUACCCGCCGCCAUUCAGUCUGAGCGAGCCCUCUUCGAGGCUUAUCUCACACGAGCAAACAGCAUCGCCCGGCAGCUGCUGAGCGCGCUCUCGACGGCGAGCGGCCUCCCGCCCGCAGAGCGCUUCGAAAACUUCCACCAAACAAGCGAAGACUCCAACUCGGUGCUGGUACUCCUACGCUACCCAUACGUGCCGCCCGCAGAGCAAUCCAAAACCGUCGGCCACAACAAGCACACCGACAUUGGCAGCAUCACUGUCCUCUUCACCGACCAGUGGGGCCUGCAGGUGAUGGCGGCGGACUCGCAGCAAUGGCAGUGGGUGGCGCCGCGCCGCAACUGCGCCAUCAUCAACGUUGGCGACUCCUUGCGUUUUCUGUCGCAGAAGAAGCUCAAGUCUUGCCUCCACCGCGUGGUUCCCGUUGACGGGCAGACUAGCGAUCGGUAUACAAUCGCGUAUUUCUUGCGGCCGGACAACCGCGUGUCGUUUAUUGAUAGCAAUGGGGCACAUGUUACUGCCCAGCACUGGCAUGAUGUCAAGUAUGAGGUGUUUCGGGCUACGCAGGAGGAGCAGCGUCGGGAUACGAUUCUCACGGGGGGGCUAGAGCCUGCGGUGGCCUCUGGGGUUUAGUAACUCUGUUUACUCGUAUUUACAUUAUACAACAAGCGAAAUAGUAUCCUGUAUUUACACUUAAUGAUCCAGGCAAGGGUCAUUGCUACAUCCUAAUUCCACUCUUUCUGCUGUCCCAAAAGUAGAACAAAGUCUUACAAAGGC